UGGUGACGAACGUGGCAGAGAGUGAAAAGAUGGACCAUGAGCUUCUUUGCUCUAUGACCAAAGUUAGAGCUGAAAGUCAAAGCAUUUUUCUAAAGAAAAAAAUAUGGAGUAUUCAUUUUUUCCCAGGAUAAACAAAAGAAAACCGAGAUUGCAUUUCUUUCGAAUUUCCGGUGAUGUGAAGUGGAUGAAGGGUAUCUCACUAUUUCAUUCUCUGCCACUUGUGUGUGCUAAGGUUCGGAUUGAAGGAAGCGAGCUGGAGUGAUAAUCUUGGGUCUUCACUGUUUCUCAGGCAUCGGUACCACAGCUUCUUUAUUGCUUUUGGUGCUCGUUAUGUGUUCGUAUGUUUGUCUGGGAAUCAUCUUCUUAUUCCUCAAGCUAGCUGUAUUAUUGGCGGUACUUCUGUGUUAUUUGAUUAGUGUCUGUUAACUCCACGUGAAGUGGUCCUUGCAAUCAUUGGCCACAUUCAGUCAAUCAUUGUCUUUCUUUGAUCAGUAAAAUUUGGAUUUCUGUAGUCCUGGCAAAGUGAUCUCAUUUCCAUUUGUUUGGGUAUUCACACAGAAAGAUCUCAAUUUACUCUCUUAGUGUUGGACUUGAAAGAAACUCCAAGUCUUAGUGACUAUUUGGUGCACUGUCCCUCAGAUUGUAGAAGUAGCUUUGAAAUCCGAAACAUGAUGCAUAAUGAUGGGAAUCCUUCACCCCAACCAGAAAAGGGUUCCAACAUAGUCACCAUGGCACUCAUAUCUGUUGUGCUAUGCAGUCUUUCAUUCUUUCUUGGUGGAAGCUUCUGUUCUCAAAAUCAGAUUUUUCUUCUCACUAAGGAUUUUUCCAAUGCCCUCACAUCUCCCAGGGAAACUGUUCUUAGCUCACUGCAAUUGAAUUCCACUUCCUUUGCAGAGUGCAGUCCUGACUUGCAGGACUACACUCCAUGCACAGAUCCCAAGAGGUGGAGGAGGUAUCGUUCUCAUCGACUAUCUUAUUUGGAACGCCACUGCCCUCCAAAACAUGAAAAGAAAGAAUGCUUAGUUCCACCGCCAGAAGGCUAUAAAUUGUCAAUCAAAUGGCCAAACAGUAGAAAUGAAUGUUGGUACAGGAAUGUUCCAUUUGAUUGGAUUCUUAAGAAAAAAUCUAAUCAGCAUUGGUUGAGGAAAGAAGGAGAGAAAUUUAUUUUCCCUGGAGGAGGUACCAUGUUCCCAUAUGGUGUCAGCCAUUAUGUUGAUUUGAUGCAAAACUUGAUUCCUGCAAUGAAAGAUGGGACAAUUAGGACUGCCAUUGAUACUGGGUGUGGUGUUGCAAGCUGGGGAGGGGAUUUGCUGGAUCGUGGGAUUUUAACAGUUUCACUUGCACCUAGAGACAAUCACCAGGCUCAAGUUCAGUUUGCGUUAGAACGUGGAAUACCUGCAAUUUUAGGGAUUAUCUCAACACAACGCCUUCCUUUCCCUUCAAGCUCUUUUGAUAUGGCUCAUUGCUCAAGAUGCCUGAUUCCUUGGACUGAAUUUGGUGGAAUUUACCUUCUUGAGAUACAACGAAUACUUCGCCCUGGAGGGUUCUGGAUCCUCUCUGGUCCUCCAGUUAACUAUGAGCACCGCUGGAGAGGAUGGAACACCACAAUCAAGGAGCAAAAAUCCAACUAUGAGAAACUGGAAGAAUUAUUACUUUCAGUAUGUUUCAAACCAUACAACCAAAAAGACGACAUUGCCGUGUGGCAGAAAUCAUCAGACGGCAGUUGCUAUAACGAUCUUGUUAGUAGUAAUAAUAAUAACAACUUAAAUAAUAACAAUAAUAAUAGUAAUAUCCACCAACCUGAUUGUGAUGAUGGAACCGAACCAGAUUCAGCAUGGUAUACUCCUCUCCGCCCAUGUAUUGUACAAAACGAACAAACUGAUAAAAAAGUAGCAUUAGAAUCCCUUCCCAAAUGGCCACAAAGGUUGCAUACCCCUCCAGAGCGUGUUACUAAUGUCCGUGGAGGAAGUGGUGGAGCAUUUAAGCUUGAUGAUAGUAAAUGGAAGGCAAGGGUGAAGCACUACAAGUUGUUGCUUCCUGCACUUGGAAGUGAUGAGAUACGGAAUGUGAUGGACAUGAACACAAUGUAUGGAGGUUUUGCUGCGGCUCUCAUUGAUGAUCCUGUUUGGGUCAUGAAUGUUGUUUCUUCUUAUGACAAAAAUACACUUCCCGUGGUGUUUGACCGCGGUCUCAUCGGUACAUACCAUGACUGGUGCGAGGCUUUCUCUACAUAUCCUAGAACCUAUGAUCUCCUUCACUUAGAUGGCCUAUUCACUGCUGAAAGUCACAGAUGUGAGAUGAAGUAUGUCAUGUUAGAAAUGGAUCGUGUUUUGAGACCAAACGGGUACGCAUUAAUCCGUGAGUCCAACUAUUACAUAGAUUAUCUCAUGACCAUGGCCGAAGGAAUGAGAUGGAGCUGCCGCAAAGCAGACACAGAAUCCACUGUAGAUAAGGAAAAGGUAAUGCUUUGCCAGAAGAAAUUGUGGUAUUCUUCUGUGCAGAUAUAACAGGGAGAUAACAAAGAGAAUAAUCGCAAUACCCUUGAAAUAUAUAGAGCAACCUAUAGAUAAGGACAGUACUACGUGAUAUGCUGUAUAUCUGUCUAUUAUAGUCAAGUAUGUUUUUUUUUGUGUUAACGUCAUACUCGUUCUCUAUACACUCGCAUGUUUGUAUAUUAUAUAUGUAGGGUUUAUGUGAAAUGAGAAUUCCAACAUACAAUGAGAAGGGAAAUGGUCAAGACUAUGUUUUCCAACACCAGGAGGUAAGAGAUGGAGAUUAAUGUCUAAAUUCAGAGAAAAAUUAAAGACUAUUGUCUAGAGUUGAACUUUGAGGUGCUGAAUUUGAACCACGAAGCUGACCUUUUGGCAAAAGGAGCUAAAAACCAAGGGCAAAUAACAUUAACGAUUGGCGUAGUAUUUGAAUAUCUACUAACCUAGCCAUUUGAAUGUGACUAUAGAGCCGAUUAAAAAAAAUUAUGGAACUAGAAUGUAUAUGUUAAAGGUUAAUUCUCGAAAUAUGAAGCUAUAAAUCUAUCAUUCAUUAUAUAACACCGGUGAGUAGGGAUAAAUGUUUUUCUUAUAUGGAUUUGUUCUGGGAUGUAUCAAGCUAUAAAUCUAUCAUUCAUCUAUUAUUGCAUUCAAAUAUUGUAAUGC
Cuscuta epithymum is the source of this 3152-nucleotide messenger RNA. The record is from the annotation of a GenBank genome assembly. NCBI's taxonomy places the organism in Eukaryota, Viridiplantae, Streptophyta, Magnoliopsida, Solanales, Convolvulaceae.